Messenger RNA from Knipowitschia caucasica, 1008 nucleotides. Lineage: Eukaryota; Metazoa; Chordata; Actinopteri; Gobiiformes; Gobiidae. The record is from the annotation of a GenBank genome assembly.
AUGAAGAUUGAUUUUGCCCCUUUGCAUGUGCCCCUGGAUAGGAGACUGCAGACCGCUGUGGUGCUGUUUUGGGUGUUCUCCUUUCUGGCUUUAGCGCCCCUCUGCAUCGCCCUCUUCUUCUACUUGCUGUUCACCAGAUUCUGGUUGAUCAGUGUUCUGUACUGCGUCUGGUGGUUCCUCGACUAUGACACUCCAUCUCGAGGGGGCCGCAGAGUUCCUUUCCUGUGUGGUCUCAAACUAUGGGACUACAUGCGUGAAUAUUUCCCCGUUAAGCUUGUGAAAACUGCUGACCUUGACCCAAAGCACAACUAUGUGAUGGGAUUUCACCCUCAUGGAGUCCUGGUGGCUGGAGCAUUCACCAACUUCUGUGUGUAUGCCACCGGCUUCAAACAUCUGUUUCCUGGGCUCACGACUCACAUGCUGAUGCUGCCACUCUGGUUCAGAUCCCCAUUCUUCAGGGACUACAUAAUGUGUGCAGGACUGAUUCCAUCAGACAAAGAGAGUGCCAGCUAUCCUCUCCAGCGGUGCAGUGGUGGGACAGCUGUUGUAAUAGCUGUUGGUGGUGCCCCAGAGGCCCUUGAUGCACACCCUGGAUCUUUCAAUGUCCUUCUUGCCAAGAAGAAAGGCUUCAUCAAAAUGGCCAUGGAGCAGGGCGCUCAUCUGGUGCCUAUUUUCUCAUUUGGGGAAAAUGAAGUGUUUGAACAAGUGGAUAACUCCAGAGGCACGUGGCUACGAUGGACACAGGAAAGACUGCAAGGCAUUAUGGGCAUUUCUCUGCCUCUCUUCCAUGCCCGUGGUAUUUUCCAAUACUCCUUUGGUCUCAUGCCGUACAGAAAACCCAUCCACACUGUAGUUGGACGACCAAUCAGAGUGAAGAGGAAUCCUAAGCCAACUCUAGAGGAACUUGAUGCCCUCCACCAUUAUUACAUGGAUGAACUUAGCAAUCUCUUUGAAAAGCACAAAACCAAUUAUGGCGUGGACAAGGACGUACAUCUAAACUUUGUCUAA